Orbilia oligospora ATCC 24927 is the source of this 1206-nucleotide messenger RNA. RefSeq lists its product as uncharacterized. NCBI's taxonomy places the organism in Eukaryota, Fungi, Ascomycota, Orbiliomycetes, Orbiliales, Orbiliaceae. Bases 1 to 1206 code for a protein of 401 amino acids. The record is from RefSeq and is a predicted model, not a curated record. The transcript has 3 exons.
AUGGAUUUCUCAGAAAAGAAGGACCCAAAGUCCAUCCUUCCCAUGGAUGACAACUUCACGCCACCACGGGUACUUAUCUUGUGUCCGGACAAGACACUAGCGCCAAUGGCUGCUGCGGAACCCUGGUACAUCUUCAAAGAAGCUGGUUGCGUCAUUGAAUUCGCUACCGAGAAUGGCGAUGUCCCCAAAGCCGACCAGCGCAUGCUGGAACGGUCCGCUUUUCGCGACAUUAUGGGUGCAACAUUAGAUGACAUUGAAAAAUUCUAUAUGAUGGCUGGAUCAGAUGAAUACCUAAACCCUCGAGCUUGGUCCAAUGCCAGCUUUUCGCUACUUCCAUAUGAUGCCAUCUACAUUACAACGGGAUUCGACGCAAGGAUGCGACAGUUCGUUGAGUCCGAGUCACUUCACAAACUUUUGGCAUCCUACUUCCCGUUGACAAAGCGACGACGAAUGGUCCAGCGGGCGCCUACACUGUCUGAUAAGCUAAAGAGAAGGUCAGCCGUGAUCCAAGACGACGGCUGCAUGCCAAAGACAAUCAUCGAGAAACACGAAGAUGAACUUGGUCACCUAGAGGGCCCCAGGAGGGUCGUGGGUGCCAUGGGAAAGGGUGUUCUAGCACUGUCGAUGUCUAUGGUUGUAGACAACCUGACACCCGAAGAAAGGAAGAGCGCCGAAGAGGAAUGUGCAGUUCGAGUCGGCGCUUUCCAAGAGAAGAAGAAGCAAGAGGCCGAAGAGGCACAGAGGAUAAAGUUACACCGACGCUCCUCGUCGCUCGCUAGAAUGGCCAAAGCCCUACCACUACAGCGAUCGGCAACAACCGGCUCACUCUUCAAGUCGCGAAGAGAAAAGGACGAAGGUUCAAAGGGCUGUCCUACACCACCUACCCUCCGCUCUGUCAUCCACGAUGUCGAGACCACUACCACCCCUGCAUGGAUGGAGAACCUGGGUACAACAGUCUCCGCCGUGACCGGUUUCAAGAAUAUGUUCAAAACAUAUACGAAGAGCACGCAGGAGCAAGUCGUUUCCGCUCUCAAAAAUCCGACACUCUAUCACGCGGGACCCCCAAACAAGAAGCCAUUCACCCACUCCGCAUCCACCCACCACUACGUUUCUGCAAGGUACCCACUCGAAAGCACGUUGGCCGCCCUACACGUGCUCGAGGAGAUUGCCAUCGCGAGGGUAGAGUGGGGGAAGUCGCGGGUGUGA